CUUAUUAUAUCUAAUUGGAAUCUUAGCAUCCACGCCCGACCCAUACUUCUUUAUUUACGCGAUACUCUUAACAGCAUUUUCCCUCGCCUUCCCAUAUUUGGAUAUCGAGCUUUUUAUUAGUUCCUUUUGAUUUCAGAACGUGACGCUUAUUCAAGACACAAUUCAGGUACUGCAAUUUGAGGCUCCUCUUUAGCCUUUCGGAUAGUCGGAUAUAUUUAAGCGCGGUUUAGUCGAUUUGGCAACAGCCGCAAUCCUUGAAGGGAACACCUUAUACCGCACCUGGACCAACCGAUUCCACUGUCUCUUCCAGUCGGACCUCAACAUCUCCCUUUUUCCAUUCCAUCCCACCCAGGACAACUCAGAUCCGCCACUAUGUCACCACCCAUCCAAACCUCCUUCAAACUACCCAUCCCUUACCGGCUCUUCUUCCUCAUAAUCGAGCCCAUCUCCGCCCUAGUCGGCGCCUACUUCGCCCACUUCAAACAAACAGACUACCUAACCUUAACCCACGCCCCCACGGCCGCUGACCUCCUCUCCCAAGGGCAAACUAGUCCCAUCCCCACGGGCGUCUCCAUCAUCAUGUCGCAGCUCGCCAACCUGUACCUCCUAUUCGCGCUCAACGAGGCGCUGGUGCUGAGGUCGACGGGCGACCAGCGUGUCUGGAAGACGGUGCUGUUUGUGUUGCUGCUUGCGGAUUUUGGGCACUUGUAUUCGGUUAGCGGGUUGGGGUGGAGGGUGUAUUGGGAUGUGAGAGAGUGGAACGCGAUUGAUUGGGGCAAUGUGCCGUUUGUAUAUUUUGGGGCUUCUAUGAGGAUUGCAUUUUUGGCAGGUGUUGGGUUGGGAGGGGAGCAGGGUGGUAAGGGGGUGAAGGCGGCUUGA
Pseudomassariella vexata is the source of this 879-nucleotide messenger RNA. RefSeq lists its product as uncharacterized. NCBI's taxonomy places the organism in Eukaryota, Fungi, Ascomycota, Sordariomycetes, Amphisphaeriales, Pseudomassariaceae. The coding region runs from base 373 to 879 and encodes 168 amino acids. The transcript is spliced from 2 exons. The record is from RefSeq and is a predicted model, not a curated record.